UACAUAGAGCCUUUUUCCUUUGUUUGCCUUAUUUGUUACCAUGUCUGCAAUAUUGAUUAUCGAACUCUAUGCCAGGGCAAUGUGUAUAGUAUGCCAGCAGCAGCUCAUGCACUCAGCAGUUAAACAUUUCAGUAUCAAUGAAUGGCUAAAAAUGUAUGACUCAAACAGCCAGACUCAAGAAAGCUUAAACACUUCUAAGUCUUCAAACUCCUCCUCGUCCAAGAUCAUAAGCCUUGAAAACAGUUAUGAAAAAAUUAGAACUGUCGGGAAAGGCGCAUUCGGUACUGCUAUUCUAUAUCGUAGAAUUUCUGAUUCAAAACUGGUGAUACUGAAAGAGAUAGACAUGACAGAACUGAAUGCUGCCGAGAGACAAAUGGCACUGAAUGAGGUUGAGGUUUUGUCAGUUUUACACCAUCCAAAUAUUAUUAGUUACCUCGGUAGCUUUGAGAUAAAUGGUAUGCUCAUUAUCGAAAUGGAAUACGCAGAUGGUGGUACACUAUCGCAGUUCAUAAUCAAAUCGAAGAAUCCAAUCAACGAGUUGGAAAUCUGGAACUUAUACAAGCAAAUAGUCGCAGCUAUACAGUACAUGCACGAACACAAUAUUCUUCACAGAGAUUUAAAAACUGCCAAUGUCUUCCUGACAAAGGAAUUGGAUAUUAAAGUUGGGGAUUUUGGAAUUUCAAAAGUUAUGAAUACUAAAUCUCAGGCACAAACUGUUUUGGGCACUCCGUAUUAUAUCAGCCCUGAAAUGUGUGAGGGUAAACAGUAUGAUGAAAAGUCAGAUAUGUGGGCCCUUGGAUGCAUUCUCUACGAGCUGGCAUGCAGGGAAAAAACUUUUCAAGGUUCAAAUCUUCCCGCCCUUGUGAAUAAAAUUAUGAAGGGUAGCUAUGAACCGUUACCGACUGUUUAUUCUUCUGGCAUGAAACUUCUUGUUAGUGACUUAUUGCAAAAAGAUCCGGCUCUUCGGCCACCUGCUUCUGUUGUUCUGGCUCGAGUCAAUCUCCUUUAUGAAAAGAUGAAAAAGAAAUUUGCUAAUUCCAAUCAUUUCAACAACUACAAAAAUUCGCAAAAUGUUAGGUCUGUUUUGUAUAAUAUCAGUGGUCAUCAACACUCUUUUUCCAUGAAGCCAAUUGAUUUACCUCCAAAAGCACAAAUACUUAGUGUCGCAAUUGGUGCCACACACUAUGUAGCACUAACUUCUGAUAUGCUGGUAUACACCUGGGGAGAAGGAAAACGAGGACAGCUCGGUUUAGAAGGAAGUCCUGAUUGGAUAGAUGAGCCGAAGCUUGUCGAAUGUCUUGUCAGCAAAUCCAUCCAUAUAAUUGCCGCUGGAAAUGGAUUUAGUGUCUUUGUCAGCGACUCAGGUAUGAUUCUCACAUGCGGUGAUGGCAGUUUUGGCACAUUAGGCCAUGGAGACUGGGAGACUCAAGAAUGUCCUAAAUUAAUUGGUUUUUGUUUUUUUGUAGAAAAACUUUUAAAUGUUGACAUUGUCCAUGUAAGUAGUGGAGAGUCGCAUGUAGUGAUUUUAACAAGAGAUGGCGAAUUGUACACUUGGGGAAUGCUUCCAUCUGGAAAUAACAUAUGUUCUCCAGGCUUAAUAGAAAUUCCAAACAAGGCAGUUCCUAAAUCAGUAGUCGCUGGUCCAGAUGCAAUUGCUAUGAUAACUAACUCGGGUAGUUUGUUUGUAUGUGGAAACAAUACAUAUAACAAACUAGGACUGGAUCUAAUUCUUCUAAAUUAUGAGAGUAAAGUUCGAAAAGUUGAAAAGUUAACGCAUGUGAAAGCUUUGAAAAAGUGGUUUGUCAUUGGAGUCUCAAUUGGUCGAAAUCAUUCAGUAGUGCUCACAAAAGAUGGAUAUGUCAUAACGAUGGGGAGCAACUUGGAAGCGCAACUGGGCCAUAAUCAGAAAUCACCUUCAAUCGUCUCAUCUGUCACAGACAGAGUUGUUACUAUGGUGACAUGUGGGCCGACAUAUACGAUUAUUGGUACUGAGGAAAAUGCGAUAUACUUUUGGGGGACCAGGUUUACCCAAAUUAUUGAACGAUCCAAUGACUCAGCUCGGAUAUCCAUGUCUACACUCGAAUCUCAAGUUGUUAAAGACCCUCAGGAAGUAUUGAUGUUGUAUGCUUCACCAGAACAAAUAUCUAAAGGGCAAAUAGUAAAAUUAAAUUCUAUCUGUGCCCUCUGGCACUGCAUAUUUGUCCUUGUAGACACAACUGCACCAUUGAGUAUGUCUGAACCAAUAAACCCUGAACCGCCGGUGAAAGAAGAAAAACAAGCAGACUUUGAUACUUCUGGACCGGUGCCUGAUUGGAUAAAAAAGGAACUUUCUCAAGCCACGCAUGAGUGGGUAGGAGGAAACAAUACAUCGUAUAAACAAUAUCUAACAAGUUAUUAAAAAUAACAAUAAUGAAAAUUUUACUAACUCCAAUAUAUUUAUAUAUUUGUUC
Molecule: messenger RNA, 2450 nt
Organism: Cimex lectularius (bed bug)
Lineage: Eukaryota; Metazoa; Arthropoda; Insecta; Hemiptera; Cimicidae
Product: serine/threonine-protein kinase Nek8-like
Exons: 17
Coding region: 41-2398 (785 amino acids)
Biological process (GO): protein phosphorylation
Molecular function (GO): ATP binding; protein kinase activity
Source: RefSeq, a predicted model, not a curated record